Molecule: messenger RNA, 1204 nt
Organism: Suillus fuscotomentosus
Lineage: Eukaryota; Fungi; Basidiomycota; Agaricomycetes; Boletales; Suillaceae
Product: high mobility group box domain-containing protein
Exons: 3
Coding region: 54-737 (227 amino acids)
Source: RefSeq, a predicted model, not a curated record
UUUUCUGAAUCCUCCCUUGUCUUUUUCUCACUACCCUCCUUUUCUAAUAAAUCAUGCCACCUAAAGAGCCAAAAGAAGAACUUGACCUUGACCAGAAGAAGGCUCAGCUCGCGAUCAAGUUCAACAAUGCCGCGCGUCAGUUCAGUGCUCUUGCCGAAGUGCUUUCCAAGGCUGUCGCCGAAGUACCUAUCGAUGAAUCCACUGUUAACAACCUCACCGAACUUUUGAACGCGGCAAUCACGAAACCGUCGCGUAAGCGUAAACUCGUCGCGCUUGAGAUCGGCGAGGAUGGUGUCCCCAGAAAGAAGAAGCGCGAAAAGAAAAUCAAGGAUCCCAAUGCACCAAAGGGUCCCGCCUCCGCUUACAUCCUGUUCCAAAAUGAUAUUCGUUCUGCGUACAAGAAGGAACAUCCAGACAUGUCUAACAAGGAGUUGCUAAGACUCAUCGGUGACCAGUGGAAGACGUUGGCUGACGACAAAAAGGAUUUCUACCGUGAUCAGCACGGCAGGGCCAAGAAGAAACACGAAGUUGACCUUGCUGCCUAUAACGCCCAACACCCCGACCAAGUUCCUACAGAGGCCAAGGACAGCGGGAAGAAGAAGAAGAAAGACGAUGAGGAGUCAGACCAUCCUGUAACGAAAGAGGUUGCGAAGGCUGCUCCCAAGACUGCCAAGAAGGCUGCCGCUCCCGUACGCUCUUUCAUACCAGUUGUGACCUUUGCUGACGUUGUUGAUUAGAAGGUUGGCAAGGUCGUUCCGAAAUCUAAAGAGGUUGUUGAAAGUUCGGGAUCCGAGGCAGAGGAUGCGUCAGAAGUUGAAGCCUCAGAUGCGGAAUCGUCAGACGAUGAACCGGCCCCGAAGGCCAAAGCCAAGGCAACUACAGAUGAAGACUCCGAAUCCGAAUCGGAAGUUGAUACCUCUUCCGAGGAAGAGGUUCCUCCGCCUCCGCCUCCCGCAAAGAAGUCCAAAAAAUGAUGACAAGAUUUAUUGAGAGUUCUCUGAAUCGGUUCUACGUUGGUUAUCUUCGUAUGAUACAUAUACUUUACUAUUUCAUCAUCAGCAAGCAUAUGGCUUAUUGAUUCUUUUGAAUACUAUACAUACUAUUCUUCGAUGACCCUUCAGGCCAUUGGCCGGAUGGCAUCAUGUAGGGCUUACGUAUACUGUUAUAAACACGGCAAUGUCACCCAUUACGUGUGACUAUGAAA